This is a messenger RNA of Cololabis saira (Pacific saury), 2336 nucleotides long. RefSeq names its product tripartite motif containing 9 (gene trim9). Bases 92 to 2320 code for a protein of 742 amino acids. NCBI's taxonomy places the organism in Eukaryota, Metazoa, Chordata, Actinopteri, Beloniformes, Belonidae. The transcript has 11 exons. The record is from RefSeq and is a predicted model, not a curated record. Gene Ontology annotation, molecular function: zinc ion binding; protein binding.
CGCGACCGGAGCCGCAGACUGGAGCCGCGGUUUACGCACGGAAACAGCUGAUUCCCCAGCUCCACGUACACGCACCACCACGGAGCCGGCCAUGGACGAGAUGGAGGAAGAGCUGAAGUGCCCGGUGUGCGGCUCCUUCUACCGGGAGCCCAUCAUCCUGCCCUGCUCGCACAGCAUCUGCCUGGCCUGUGCGCGCAACAUCCUGGUGCAGACGCCGGAGGCUGAGUCCCCGCAGAGCAGCCGCGCGUCCGGAUCAGGCGUCUCCGACUACGACUACCUGGAUCUGGAUAAGAUGAGCUUGUACAGCGAGGCGGAUAGCGGAUACGGAUCCUACGGGGGCUUCGUGAGCGCGCCCACCACCCCGUGCCAAAAGUCCCCCAACGGGGUGCGCGUUUUCCCCCCGACCGUCCCGCAGCAGCAGCUUCAGCAUCAGCAUCAGCAGCAUCAGCAUCAGCACCAGCAUCACCUCCUCCUGCACCCUGGCGGCCCCGCAACAACCAUCCCCCGCAACUCCUGCCUCACCUGCCCGCAGUGCCACCGCAGCCUGAUCCUGGACGAGCGGGGUCUGCGCGGCUUCGCCCGGAACCGCGUCCUGGAGGGGGUGGUGGAGCGCUACCAGCAGAGCCGGGCGGCCGCGCUGCGCUGCCAGCUGUGCGAGGACCAGCUGCCCCGGGAGGCCACGGCCAUGUGCGAGCAGUGCGACGUGCUGUACUGCGACCCGUGCCGGCUGCGCUGCCACCCGCCCCGCGGCCCGCUGGCGCAGCACCGCCUGCUGCCGCCGGCGCAGGGCCGCCUGGGCCGGCGCGCCGGGCCCAGGAAGACCUCCACCUGCACGGAGCACGAGCUGGAGAACCUCAGCAUGUACUGCGUGCAGUGCAAGACGCCCGUGUGCUACCAGUGUCUGGAGGAGGGCCGGCACGGCGCGCACGAAGUCAAGGCGCUGGGCGCCAUGUGGAAGCUGCACAAGGGUCAGCUGUCCCAGGCUCUGAACGGCCUGUCAGACCGGGCCACCGAGGCCAAGGAGUUCCUGGUCCAGCUGCGGAACAUGGUGCAGCACAUUCAGGAAAACGGCGUGGAGUUUGAGGCGUGCUUGGUGGCGCAGUGUGACGCUCUCAUCGACGCCCUGAACCGACGCAAGGCCCAGCUGCUGGCCCAGGUGAACAAGGAGCACGAGCACAAGCUGAAGGUGGUCCGGGACCAGAUCUCCCACUGUACGGUGAAGCUGCGCCAGACCACCGGGCUGAUGGAGUACUGCCUGGAGGUGAUCAAGGAGAACGACCCCAGCGGGUUCCUGCAGAUAUCGGACGCUCUGAUCCGGCGGGUGCACAUGACGGAGAGCCAGUGGGGGAAGGGCACGCUCACCCCCAGGAUGACCAGUGACUUCGACCUGACCCUGGACAGCGGGCCGCUCCUGCAGACCAUCCACCAGCUGGACUUCGUACAGAUGAAAGUCCCAGCCGCUCCGAUGCUCCAGCUGGAGGAAUGCUGCACUCAGAACAACAGCGCCACGUUGUCAUGGAAACAGCCGCCGCUCUCCACCAUCGCCGUGGAGGGAUAUAUUCUGGAGCUGGACGACGGCAACGGAGGGCCCUUCCGGGAAGUGUACGUGGGGCCGGAGACCAUCUGCACGGUGGACGGGCUGCACUUCCACAGCACCUACAAGUCCAGGGUGAAGGCCUUCAACGCCAGCGGGGUCGGCCAGUACAGCAAGACGCUCAUCAUGCAGACCUCCGAGACUGGACUCCCUCCAUGCGAUAUUCAGUCUCUAGGCACAGUCGCCUGGUUCACCUUCGACUCGGCGUCGGCUCACCCCGACAUCCUGCUCUCCAACGACAACCUGACGGUGACGUGCAACAGCUACGACGACCGCGUGGUGAUGGGCAACGCCUCCUUCUCCCGCGGCGUGCACUACUGGGAGAUCACGGUGGAUCGCUACGACAACCACCCCGACCCGGCCUUCGGCGUCGCCCGGGGCGACGUCCUGAAGGACGUGAUGCUGGGCAAGGACGACAAGGCCUGGGCCAUGUACGUGGACAACAACCGCUCCUGGUUCAUGCACAACAACUCCCACACCAACAGGACGGACGGCGGCAUCACCAAAGGCUCCACCAUCGGGAUUCUGCUGGACUUCUCCCGCCGGAUCGUGCUGUUCCUCAUCAAUGACGAGCAGCAGGGUCCGGUCGCCUUCGAGGGCCUGGAGGGGGCGUACUACCCGGCCAUCAGCCUCAACCGGAACGUCCAGGUCACGCUGCACACCGGUCUCCCCAUCCCGGACUUUUACACUCCUGGGGAGGCCGACCCCACCGGCUCGUCCUGCUGAGGACUCACCGCUGCCC